AUGAGCACCUACUCCAGAGAGAGGGCCAUGAAUUUACGACGAGACCUAGAUUUGGAGGAACUAGUGGAAUCUUCCGUGAGGUGUAACAAAGAAAUGUGUCGAUCUCAGCCUGGCUUCAAUUCUCUGGUGGUGUCAUUUAGGUUCUCUCAGCCCAUGGACCUGAUCUAUAUGAUCCAACUAUGUUUACAUUCUCAACCAUUCUCUGUUGCUGCAGUUCUGACUUUGAGGUCUCCAGUGCCAGUGGGUAUAGAUCUCCAGCUUGAAAGUAUUGACAGUAUUUCAGAAGUUAACAUGGACCCUGGGCCAGGCCAGAGAGUUUGUUCUAACAAUGUGAUUGAUGGUGGGGAACUGCAGUCAAAAGUUUUGUUGUCUCUUUAUAGGAUCACUGUUUCGGCCAUGUGCUUUAUGGAUUUCAGCAGGGUUCCUUUAGACCCUCAAAAUUGUUCCCUGUAACUGGAGAGUUGUGCCUACAAUGAGGAAGAUCUAAUACUUGCAAGAAACAAGUCCCUCCAUACUGAUGAGCAUAUUUUUCUGUCUCAGUUCUUUGUUGAAGAGUUCAGUGCAUCCAGUAGGUUCACUUUCUAUAGCAGCACAGGUUGGUACAACAGGCUUUUCAUCAAUUUUGUGCUAACGAGACAUAUUUUCUUCUUCAUAUUGCAACGUUUCCCAGCUAUGUUCAUGGUAAUGCUCUUAUGGGUUUCGUUUUGGAUUGACCAAUGAGCUGUUCCUGCAGGAGUUUCCUUGGCAAUCAUUACCACGGUGCUGCCCAUGUCCACAGUGAUCUCUGGUGUGAGUGCCUCCAUGCACCAGGUAUCCUGCAUCACAGCUGCGGACGUGUACCUAUGGGUCAGCUCUUUGUGUUUGUGUCUUUGUGUUCCGUCGGUCAUUGAGUAGGCAGUGGUGAACUACCCCACCUCAAUGGGAGACUGGAAAUAGUUUAAGAAGAGAGAGAAGGUUUGUGCGAUGUACAAUAUUGAUGCAGUUCAAGUCAUGGCCUUUGAUGGCUGUUACCAUGACAGUGAGAUUGACAAGGGCCAGAAUUCCUUGUCUACCCACUCAGAAGAGUUCCAUUCAAGGGCAAUGCACAGCAGCCCUAGUACAGAUUUGUCUUGCAUAAAGAGAAGAAAGUCCCUAGGAAGACAUGUUGGUAGAAUUAUUCUGGAGAACAAUCAUGACAUUGAUACCUAUUCAAGGAUAUUAUUUCCCACUGUGUAUAUUCUAUUUAAUUUGUUUUACUUGGGUAUAUAUAUAUGA
Messenger RNA from Talpa occidentalis (Iberian mole), 1254 nucleotides. RefSeq names its product gamma-aminobutyric acid type A receptor subunit rho3 (gene GABRR3). Gene Ontology annotation, molecular function: extracellular ligand-gated monoatomic ion channel activity; GABA-A receptor activity; neurotransmitter receptor activity. Lineage: Eukaryota; Metazoa; Chordata; Mammalia; Eulipotyphla; Talpidae. Gene Ontology annotation, cellular component: membrane; synapse; GABA-A receptor complex. Gene Ontology annotation, biological process: monoatomic ion transmembrane transport; nervous system process; regulation of membrane potential. The record is from RefSeq and is a predicted model, not a curated record.